Molecule: messenger RNA, 3310 nt
Organism: Panicum virgatum (switchgrass)
Lineage: Eukaryota; Viridiplantae; Streptophyta; Magnoliopsida; Poales; Poaceae
Product: U3 small nucleolar RNA-associated protein 21 homolog
Exons: 19
Coding region: 134-2851 (905 amino acids)
Biological process (GO): rRNA processing
Cellular component (GO): small-subunit processome; Pwp2p-containing subcomplex of 90S preribosome
Molecular function (GO): protein binding
Source: RefSeq, a predicted model, not a curated record
CGCCGCCGCUUUGCCUUCGCUUUCGCUUUCGCCUUCCCAAACCCACUCUAAAACCCUCGCCGCCGGCGCGCCCCCCUCGUCUCCUGCGAAGCCAAACCCUAGAAAAGCUGCCGGAGGGGGAGAGGUAGAGAGGAUGGGGAUCUUCGAGCCGUUCCGGGCGAUCGGGUACAUCACGGCGGGCGGCGUGCCCUUCUCCGUCCAGCGCCUCGGCAGCGAGACAUUCGUCACCGUCAGCGUCGGCAAGGCCUUCCACGUCUACAACUGUGCUAAGCUGAAUUUGGUUCUAGCUGGACCCCAACUUCCCAAGAAGAUCCGUGCUCUAGCAUCCUACAAGGAUUAUACCUUUGCUGCAUAUGGAAGUGAUAUUGCAGUUUUUAAGAGGACUGAUGAGGUGGUUACUUGGAGUAGACAUGAAGAAAAGGUCAACAUGCUAUACCUGUUUGGAGAAUAUGUUCUUAGUGCAGAUGUUAAAGGUAAUAUAUUCAUUUGGGCCUUCAAAGGAGCAGAACCAAACAGUGAGCCAGUUGGAAGCAUAUCAUUGGGAGACAAGUUUACCCCAUCCUGUAUCAUGCAUCCUGAUACUUAUCUAAAUAAGGUAAUUGUUGGUAGCGAAGAAAGCUCCUUGCAGCUUUGGAAUAUCAGCACAAAGAAAAAACUAUAUGAUUUCAAGGGUUGGGACUCACCAGUUCGCUGUUGUGUUUCCUCACCUGCUUUAGAUGUAGUUGCUGUUGGAUGCUCUGAUGGGACAGUUCAUGUUCAUAAUAUACGAUAUGAUGAAGAAUUGAUGUCUUUCAACCAUCAGAUUCGUGGUGCUGUGACUGCACUGUCAUUUCGAACAGAUGGGCAACCGCUUCUUGCCUCUGGAGGUUCUUCUGGCGUUAUUAGCAUAUGGAAUCUUGAGAAGAAACGGUUGCAUUCAGUGAUUAGGGAGGCCCAUGAUGGCUCUAUUGUUUCACUUCAUUUCUUUGCCAAUGAACCUGUUCUGAUGAGCUCAGCUGCUGAUAAUUCAAUUAAAAUGUGGAUAUUCGAUAAUAAUGAUGGAGAUGCUCGUCUGUUACGGUUUCGAAGUGGUCACAGUGCUCCACCUAGAUGCAUAAGAUUCUAUGGCAAUGGAAAAUGCAUCUUAUCUGCCGGUCAAGAUCGUGCCUUUCGUCUUUUCUCAGUUGUCCAGGAUCAACAAAGUAGAGAACUUUCUCAGCGGCAUGUCACAAAAAGAGCAAAGAGGCUUAGAGUAAAGGAGGAAGAGAUCAAGCUAAAACCCGUUAUUACAUUUGACUGUGCUGAGAUACGUGCGCGUGACUGGUGUAAUGUUGUUACAUGCCACAUGGAUACCCCACAGGCUUAUGUAUGGCGUCUUCAGAACUUUGUUAUUGGUGAACAUAUUCUAACACCAUCGUCAGGCACUGAGACACCGAUCAAGGCCUGUGUGAUAAGUGCAUGUGGUAAUUUUACUAUCUUGGGCACUGAAGGUGGUUGGAUUGAAAAAUUUAACCUUCAAUCAGGGAUUAGUCGUGGUAGUUACAUCGACACUUCGAUGGCAAGGCAGUGUGCACAUGAUGGAGAAGUUGUUGGGUUAGCUUGCGAUGCUACAAAUGGCUCUCUGAUUAGUGCUGGAUACCAUGGUGAUAUUAAGGUGUGGGAUUUUAAAACAUGCAAGCUAAAAUCCAGAUUGGAUGUUGGUAAACCUGUCACUAAAAUUGCAUACCACCGGACAAAUGGUAUUCUUGCAACCGUAGUAGAUGAUAUGGUACUAAUAUUGUUUGAUACUGUGGCCAUGAAAAUGGUUCGUAGAUUUGAAGGACAUACAGACCGAAUCACUGAUUUGUGCUUCAGUGAAGAUGGAAAAUGGCUCAUCUCAUCUAGUAUGGAUGGGACUCUUAGGAUUUGGGACAUCAGUUUAGCGAGACAGAUAGAUGCAAUGCAUGUUGAUGUAUCUAUAACAUCACUGUCUAUGUCUCCUAACAUGGAUGUGUUGGCUACCACGCAUGUUGAUCAAAAUGGCGUCUACCUCUGGGUUAAUCAAUCUUUGUUCUCGACCUCAACAAAUAUUGAAAAUUAUGCAAGUGGGAAACAAGUCCGGAAUGUAUGUUUGCCAGCUGUUUCAUCAGCAGAAAGAUCUGAGGAAGAGCAAGCUCGUGAUUCAGGAGACUCAAAUCAGUCAAAUAUUAAACCUUUUGUCAUAUUGGAUCAUCAAAUACCAAAUCUGAUCACCCUUUCCUUGCUUCCAAGGAGUCAAUGGCAAAGUUUGACAAAUCUUGAUAUUAUAAAGGUUCGGAAUAAACCAAUUGAGCCGCCUAAGAAACCUGAGAAGGCACCUUUCUUCUUACCCUCUGUUCCAUCCCUUUCUGGGGAGAUAUUGUUUGAGCCCCCUGCCAGCAGUAAAGAAACAGACAGCAGUACCACUGAGAACACAAACCACAAGAAGAUGGCUGAACUCUCCUCUCAAUUCAGUCAUCUUUUACAAACUUGUGGAGAAACAAAGAACUAUUCGGCUUUUACUGACUACAUGAAAGGCCUGUCGCCAGCAUCUUUAGACAUGGAACUACGACUACUACAGAUAAUAGAUGAUGAGGUGUCAGAAGAUCUGGAGCAGAGACCUGAGCUUCAGUCUAUUUCAUCACUGUUGGAUUAUUUCAUUCAUGAGCUUUCGUGCAGGAAUAACUUUGAGUUUGUCCAGGCUAUUCUGAAGCUAUUUUUGAAGAUACAUGGUGAAACAAUACGGCGACACUCAACUCUUCAGAGCAAAGUAAAGAAGCUCCUUGAGGUCCAGAGCUUAGUUUGGCAGAAGAUCGACAAGAUGUUUCAGGGUGCACGAUGCAUGGUUACAUUCCUCAGCAAUUCACAGUUUUAGUGGCAGGUCCAAUCUCUACAUACCAAGGCAUACCUUAGCCAUUGCAAGGAAUCCUGGCCUCGGUUGCGCAACUGGCACUGGCACUCUGGCAGAGUGAUGAUAUGGAUGGAGUCUUUAAGAUGAAAGGAAAAGGACUCCCAAAAUUGUCUCAAGGGUGGUAAUUUAAAUUGUCCAUAUGAGAUCCUGGAGCAUGUAAACUGAGCAGUGUCCGUGGCUGUUGUACCAUUCUCCUUAACCACUUUGUCACAACAGUGAAGCUGCAAGGAGUCCUUGAUAACGAAACUGUUGGCUACCAAAACUGCUCCAGAUCAUUGUGUAACAAUUUUGUAGUUUUAUAGUUGUUUCCUGUGCUCUUGUAGCAAGUUGGCGUAUCAACACUGUUUUACAAGAAAUCUAAAGGGUUACCGCUGUUGCUAUUCGAGCGUAAUUCCCAUAUGUGGGAGUUUCAUUUGCAUUUUA